AAAGCAGAACACAGGUCUCCAACCGGAGUUGGUCAGAACUCAUGUGAUGGGUCUCCCAUUGGGGUUUCUCUGGUAAGCAAAACAAAAAAUGCUAAAAACAAGGCGGCAGCACAACAAGUCAACUUGCAUAACGCCGGUAAGAAACCCUACAUGUGUGGGGAGUGUGGGUACAGGACAGCUCGAAAGUAUCACUUAUCCCAACAUAUGAGAACCCAUACAGGAGAAAAAACCUACAAGUGUGACCAGUGCGAUUAUUCUGCAGCACGAAAAGGUACCUUGGACAAUCAUCUCACAAAACACACCGGUGAGAAACCCUACAUGUGUGAGAAGUGUGGAUACAGGGCAGCCAGAAAGGACUAUUUGUCCCAACAUAUGAGAACCCAUACUGGAGAAAAACCCUACAGGUGUGAUCAGUGUGACUAUUCUACAGCACGGAAACACAGUUUGGACGUUCAUCUAGCAAAACACACUGGAGAGAAACCCUACAUGUGUGAGGAGUGUGGGCACAGGACAGCUAGAAAGGACUAUCUAUCCCAACAUAUGAGAACCCAUACCGGAGAAAAACCCUACAAAUGUGACCAGUGUGAUUUUUCUACUGCACAGAAAUUUAACUUGGACAAACAUUUAGCAACACACAUCGGUAAGAAACCCUACAUUUGUGGGGAGUGUGAAAAACUCUACAAAUGUGACCAGUGUGACUAUUCUGCAACACACAAAUCUUCUUUGGACAAACAUCUAGCAAAACACACUGGUAAGAAACCCUACAUUUGUGGGGAGUGUGGCUUCAGGACAGCUUUCAAGUCUGACCUAUACCGACAU
Branchiostoma belcheri (Belcher's lancelet) is the source of this 819-nucleotide messenger RNA. Its product is annotated as gastrula zinc finger protein XlCGF57.1-like. The transcript has 2 exons. Gene Ontology annotation, cellular component: nucleus. The record is from RefSeq and is a predicted model, not a curated record. Gene Ontology annotation, molecular function: RNA polymerase II transcription regulatory region sequence-specific DNA binding; DNA-binding transcription factor activity, RNA polymerase II-specific. Lineage: Eukaryota; Metazoa; Chordata; Leptocardii; Amphioxiformes; Branchiostomatidae. Gene Ontology annotation, biological process: regulation of transcription by RNA polymerase II. The annotation marks the transcript as partial.